Trichogramma pretiosum is the source of this 1209-nucleotide messenger RNA. RefSeq lists its product as uncharacterized. Gene Ontology annotation, molecular function: nucleic acid binding. The transcript is spliced from 2 exons. Gene Ontology annotation, biological process: DNA integration. The record is from RefSeq and is a predicted model, not a curated record. Lineage: Eukaryota; Metazoa; Arthropoda; Insecta; Hymenoptera; Trichogrammatidae. Bases 1 to 1209 code for a protein of 402 amino acids.
AUGUCUAGGCAAAUUAGCACCUGGUGCAAAAACUGCUUGCCAUGCCAAAGAGCAAAAGUUUCUCGGCACAACAAAUUUAUUCCCUUUAAAUUUCUAUUGCCAGAUGCGCGUUUCUCUCAUGUUCAUCUAGACAUCGUGACGCUGACAGAGAGUGAGGGCUUCUCUCACGCGCUCACGAUGAUCGACCGAUACUCGAGAUGGCCAGAAGCAGUUCCCAUUGCAGACAUGACAGCUGACACGGUGGCCAGAGCCUUCGUCGAGACUUGGGUCGUGCGCUACGGCGCCCCCAAAACGGUAACCACGGAUCAAGGCAAACAAUUUGAGGGCGACCUGUUCAACAAUCUUGCGAUUCUUCUGGGGUGUAAUCAUAUCCGCACCACCAGCUAUCAUCCGCAGAGCAAUGGGGUACUCGAACGCUGGCAUCGAGACUUCAAAGCAGCUCUCAUGUGCCAAGCGAAUUCCGAUGAGUGGACCCGCACCUUACCUUUCGUAAUGCUGGGCUUGCGCACUCGAAUUCGCUCCGAUAUCGACUGUAAUGCUGCAGAGAUGGUCUUUGGAUCGACCCUCAGACUCCCUGGUGAAUUCUUCUCUAGCGAAGACGAGGAACACGACAGAAGAGUCUUCACUUCUAAGUUCCGUCCCUUCAUGCAGGCAAUCAGACCCAUUUCCGAUACCGAUCACGAUCCAAUCAAAAAAGCUCAGGAUCCGCCAUACUUGGGCCCAUACAAGGUCGACAACCGUCUCUCGGAAACUUUUUACAACGUGCUUAUCCCCAAUAAGCUCGGACGUGAGGAGUCUAAAACCAUCACCACGCUGACACCAGCCUUCAGCUCUUACUUUGAUCACCAUCAAGCACUAGACGCUGACGAUGCCAACCCCGGAAAUCUUAUAUCUGCGCGCGAGGAAACCACUAAAAAAUUGAGUGACAACGACUGCAAUCUCCUUGAGAACUUCGAUUGUAAUAACGAAAUGUUACCUUUCGAUAAUCGCGAGAACUGUAUUACGGGUGAAUGUGACAGGAGUGUGCAUAAUUCAGCGUUGGAUUGUAACGUCACAUGCAAAGAAGUUGUUGUUGGCGAGUCAGGUGUGAGUGAGGAGCUCGUUGUGAACGAGUCCGAUGCGAAUGACCGCGGUGGCAUUGUUAACCUGAAUGCAGAGUGCACGAAGCGUAAUAAUCGUAAAAAAAGCUGCUUCAAUAAAGACUGUUAA